Austrofundulus limnaeus is the source of this 830-nucleotide messenger RNA. RefSeq names its product complement C1q-like protein 2. The record is from RefSeq and is a predicted model, not a curated record. The transcript has 3 exons. Bases 206 to 727 code for a protein of 173 amino acids. Gene Ontology annotation, molecular function: protein binding. NCBI's taxonomy places the organism in Eukaryota, Metazoa, Chordata, Actinopteri, Cyprinodontiformes, Rivulidae.
UAAAACACUGUUUCUAUGCAGGAAUUAUGGUAAGCUGUUUGUGAAACAUUAACAGAUAUCGAUGAGCCUGAACCCAUCAGGACCACUUUGUUUGACUCGUUCAAACAGAACCUUUCCUCAUCAGGUCCAGAGAUCAGACCCAGACAGGUAUAGAAACCAGACUCUUCUGCCCUGAUAAUCCAGGUCUCUGAAUCCUCAAGUCAACAUGGUCUCUUGUCUGUUCCUGGUGGUGUUGGGGGUCUGCGGGCUGGUUGGGGCCCAGCAGGAGGGGCUGGAGGCCCGGGUGGAGAAACUGGAACAGAAAAUUGACGAGCUGGUUAAAUCUCGAGUGGGGUUCUCUGCUGCUCUCGUGCAAAGUCCUGAGUGGACCAGUGUGGGCCCGUUUGAACAAGAUCACAUUCUGAAGUUCGAGAAGGUGGUGACUAACAUCGGGAAUGGAUACAACCCACAGACAGGCGUCUUCACGGCUCCAGUGAAAGGCCUGUACUACGUCCGCCUCACCGGGGCAGUGGGCAGCACAGGGAAUGUGAACGCCGCGCUGCUGAAGAAUGACGAGAACAUGUUCGCUAUUUACCAUAAAGCAGGAAACCAGGCCAGUGCCUCCAACGGCAUGGUCCUGGCUCUGGAGCAGGGGGACCGACUCUAUGCCAAGCUCUGGGCCAGUCAGACCAUAGCAGAUCAGAGUCGCCUCAGCACCUUCUCAGCCUUCCUGGUCUUCCCCAUGUAGGCUGGGACUCCUUCAGGACCCGGGAAAUAAAUUGGUUUGUGUUUGGAGAAGAAUCAGUGAAAUAUGAUUAAUAAUAAUAAUAAUAAAUUGAAUAAGAAAAGUC